Molecule: messenger RNA, 1350 nt
Organism: Tetrahymena thermophila SB210
Lineage: Eukaryota; Ciliophora; Oligohymenophorea; Hymenostomatida; Tetrahymenidae
Product: kinase domain protein
Exons: 16
Biological process (GO): nucleocytoplasmic transport; activation of GTPase activity
Cellular component (GO): nucleus; perinuclear region of cytoplasm; cytosol
Molecular function (GO): GTPase activator activity; small GTPase binding
Source: RefSeq, a predicted model, not a curated record
AUGAUUUAACACAAAAUCUUUUAUAGUAGUCUUUAAAACUUUUUAAACUCUAGUCUAUAGUCUCACUCUGAUCUUCACAUUUAUUUAAGUUAUAAUUAAUAAAUGAAUCAUGAAGGAAUAUCAAAUUUCAGUUCUGCUUUAUCUAAAUGCAUUAAUCUCUAAGCUUUGCAAUUAGAAAUGAACUCAAAUGAAAUUAGUCUUGAGGGCAUGCAACUUUUAAGUUCUGCUUUAGCUAAAUGCACCAAUCUCUAGACUUUGAGUCUUGAAAUCAGUGAUAAAUUAAAUGACGGAUAAGUAUCAAUCUUAAGUUUAGCUUUAUUAUAACUCACUAGACUCUCGGUUUUAAAGCUCAACCUAAAUUAUAAUGCUUUUGGAUUAUUAGGUGUUUAAAGUUUAGCUUCUGUUUAUGAGAAAUAAGUUAAUCUAACAACUUUGAAACUUUUUUUAAAUUAUAACAAUAUUUCUGAAGAAGAAACUUCUAUUUUAGGUAAAGCUAUAUCAAACUGCAUUAAUUUGUCUACCCUUGUGCUAAGUAUAAGUAGUAAUAUAUUUGGUGAAAAAAGAACUUAAAAAUUAGGUUUAAAUCUUGCUAACUGCACUGAAAUACAAGAUUUAUAGCUAAUUCUUGUUGGAUACUAAAUUGGACAAGAGGGCAUACUUGAGUUAUGUUAAACAUUAACAAAUUGUAAAAAGAUAUCUUCUUUAUCACUUGACCUUAGCAGUAAUAUUAUUGGAAUAGAAGGUGCAAAAAUCUUAAGUUCAGCAUUGAGACAAGUUGUUAAUAUCUCUACUUUAGAAUUAGUUUUACGUCUUUGUGAUAUUGGCUAAGAUGGUUUAGAGUGCAUAACUUCUAGUUUAGAAAACAAUAAGAAUCUGUCUAACUUAUAACUAAAUUUUUCAUUUAAUUAAAUUGAAGACGAAAGUGCAUUAAGCUUAGGUUUAACUUUAUCAGAUUUAACUAAUUUAUCUAGCUUGAGUCUAGAACUUAGAUAUAAUAAAAUUGGAAACAGCGGUUUAUCAAGUUUGGCUCUUGCUUUAGAAAAUUGUUCCAAUCUUUCAACUUUGCUUCUCUUUUUUAAAUUAAAUUCUAUUUGUGAUGAAGGAGUUUAAGGUUUAGGUUUAGCUUUGACGAAUUGUAUUUCUCUCACAAUUUUGAGACUAGAGCUAAGUUGCAACAAAAUUAGCUAUGCUUCUGCAUCAUAAUUAGCUCUUCAAUUAAACAGUUGUGCUAGACUAUCAACAUUUAUAUUUGAGCUAGUCGAUAGGAAUAUUGAUAAAGAAUAAAAUUUGUAACUAAGAAAAGAAUAUUGCAAAAUCAAGAGAUUAGUGAAAAAAAUGAUCCUUAUAUGA